UAUGUCAUAUAUUCGCUACAGAGAUUCCUUAAUCGCAGACCUCCAACAACAAGUCAACGAUUUAACACUGGCAUUGGAAGAGGAACGUCUUAAUCAUAAACAAACCAAAGACAAGGCUGCUGAAAUACUAAGAGGUAACUUGGAAAAAUUUUUAGAAGAGAAAUCCGAAGAUAUGAAGGAAAUCAGUUAUAAUCACCAAAAAGAACGAGAUCAAAUGAAAGAAGAUUACGACAUCAAAUUACGUAAUCUUCGCCGAACAAUGGAUGAAACGAAAAAUAAAUUGACUGCUGAAAUAGAGUUUCUGAACGGAGCAUUUGAAUCAUAUAAAAGCCAGUUGUCUAAUGAUUUGUACUAUAAAUCGGAAAAGAAAGAAAAUGAGUUGAAGAGUCGUUUGAUAAAGGAGAAAGAAGAGCAAAUUGAUGAAUUAAAAACUAAAUUGUACAACGAGAAAGCAGUUGAGAAGGCAGAUCUUAUACAAAAACAUAAAAAAGAAACUCUACAAAUUAGGAAAGAGCACAAACGCGAGCUUGAGGCCCUAACUAGGAAAUAUUCAAAUGCAGCAGAGGACAAGCAAUUGCUUAGAUCAACAGAAGAGGACUUAAGUCAACUAAAAGAUGAAUUAUUGAUUUCGAAAGAGAAUCAUAAUUCGGUUUGUAAACAAUUGGCUGAAAUUACUGACGAAUUAGCUAAAACAAAAUUUGAACUACUUGGCUAUGAAAAGAAUUUUGCUGAGAAAGUGGGAGUAGUCGACGAUCAAUAUAGGAAAAAGGUUGAGCAAUUAAUUGAGGAAAAUGUUGAAUUGAGGAAACGGUAUGCUGAUAAAUGUGCCAAAUUAUCAGAAGAAAGAAUGUCAGUUGAAAAACUUGAAAAGGAAAAGUUGAAAUAUGCAAAAGAAAAUAUGAGAUUGAAAAUUGAACAUCAAAAACAACUUGAAUUAGCUUUAUCUUCUGAAAAACAAGAGAAGUCCAAAGUUGAAGAGGAAGAUGAUGACGCCUAUUCGGGAUUCGCUAAAUAUGCUGUUUUUCCAUGA
Molecule: messenger RNA, 1030 nt
Organism: Dimorphilus gyrociliatus
Lineage: Eukaryota; Metazoa; Annelida; Polychaeta; Dinophilidae
Source: the annotation of a GenBank genome assembly